Messenger RNA from Paramecium sonneborni, 384 nucleotides. The record is from the annotation of a GenBank genome assembly. Lineage: Eukaryota; Ciliophora; Oligohymenophorea; Peniculida; Parameciidae.
AUGAAACUUAUAUAAAUCAAGUUUAGAUUUAUAAGUANUUAAAAUUAACAUUAGCAUUUUAUUAAAUCAUUAGAUCAUUUGAAUUUAGCAGAACCUGGUGAUUCUUGUUUUGGAUUAUUUCCACCAUGUUAUUCUUAAAUUACAGAAACUCUUAUUAUAAAGAAUGGAAAUAAAUUGAAUUUAGUAAAUUUCAAAUUUCCUAUUUCUAAAGAAGGAAUUAAAAUAAAGGAAAGUGAAGAAUUUUGGACAUGCAAAUUACAAUAAGUAAUUGAAUUAUAAGAUUCCUUUAUGUUUGGCUCGAUGAGUUUAGAUGGAUAAUAUAUUGUAUUGUGGGAUAUACGUUCAUUUGAUAUUCAAAUUAGAAAAUACAUAUCUCAAUCUUGA